Messenger RNA from Kluyveromyces marxianus DMKU3-1042, 465 nucleotides. RefSeq names its product Mlc2p (gene MLC2). Gene Ontology annotation, biological process: actomyosin structure organization; mitotic cytokinesis. Gene Ontology annotation, cellular component: myosin II complex; cytoplasm. The record is from RefSeq and is a predicted model, not a curated record. Bases 1 to 465 code for a protein of 154 amino acids. The transcript has a single exon. Gene Ontology annotation, molecular function: myosin heavy chain binding; calcium ion binding; cytoskeletal motor regulator activity. NCBI's taxonomy places the organism in Eukaryota, Fungi, Ascomycota, Saccharomycetes, Saccharomycetales, Saccharomycetaceae.
AUGGAGAAGAGUACAUCUGUGAGUUUUUCGCAGUUUACACAAGAACAGAUCAAGAAAUUAAAGGAAGCAUUCCAGUUGAUUGAUGAUGAUGGGGAUGGAGUAAUAUCAGAAACAGAUCUAAGCAAGAUCCUAAAAGGUUUGGGUAUGCCUAGUGAUGAAGACAAGAUUAAAGAAAUGAUUAAUGUAGCACCCGAUGAGACAGUCACUUUUCCAGGGUAUCUGUCAUUGAUGAGUGAAACUAUAGGCGAAAUGCCAGAUACAGCGGAGAUCCGUGAAGCAAUGAAAGCGUUUUCUGAUGAGGAAGAGCUAUUAUGCGAUGCUAGCGAGCUAGAACGGUGUUUGAAGGAUGUCGGAUUUGAUGAUAGUACAAAAUUGGACCGUGUCCUUAGACAUUUCUCUACUAAACAGGUAUCUGGAGAACGCGUGUUUAAGGGAGCAAAGUUCAUUCAGGCUAUAAGCGAGUAG